AUGGCCAAAUCUACCCGCUCAAAAGUUAAGCGCGCCCACCGGGCCAAGAAGCGCGAAGACAGCGUCUACGCCGCGGUCGAAGCCGCCCGGCUGCAGCGUCUGAACGCAAAACUGGUCGGGUUGACUACACAGGAUCCGCCGACAGAGGUAGUCUCUGAGGAUGAGGAAGGGGACGAUGAGAAGAUGCAGGAUGAUGCACCUGAAGCCGGAACGUCAAAGGCUGCAACCACUGCUUCUGGAACAGAAACUAUGGACAUUGAUGCCGCACAAACAAAGAAGAUUUCCACGCAUGGGCCUCGUAAUUCUCGUCGAGAACAGUGGCGGUUAUCGAAGGGCAUGGCACCCCGACCAAAAGCACGAGGCAUGAAUCGACAGGGAGGAAUUGCGUCCAAGACGAAGCCGGGCCGCUCUAAGAGGAGGAGAUGA
Molecule: messenger RNA, 426 nt
Organism: Peniophora sp. CBMAI 1063
Lineage: Eukaryota; Fungi; Basidiomycota; Agaricomycetes; Russulales; Peniophoraceae
Source: the annotation of a GenBank genome assembly